This is a messenger RNA of Pseudo-nitzschia multistriata, 3664 nucleotides long. The record is from the annotation of a GenBank genome assembly. Lineage: Eukaryota; Bacillariophyta; Bacillariophyceae; Bacillariales; Bacillariaceae.
AGACACGAGAGACUGGAAGGGAAAAAAAUGAAAUUUCACGAAACGACCGCGGGAAGUCGCAGCAAUUGCACGACUGGUUAUUAAAACGAAAAAAGCGAAUUACGAAGUACGUACCUAUCACACACCUGCAACAACCCCUACGAUGCUGCUUGAACGCUGGCUUUCUUCUCGUGAGGACCAACCGAAAAUGCUUCAGACGACGCAGAAGCCAAGGGCAACUCCAGAGCCGAUCGAACGAGAGAAAUGCGAGCCGCUUUCCAUUGAGGAAGAAAAAUCGUGCCAAGAGAUGCUAAAGGAAUGCGAGAUGUUUCGCAGUCUUUCCGGCAACCAAAUCAAGACGCUUGCGAAUAGCAUGAAUGUUCGAUCUUUCAAACGCAACGAAAUCAUUGUCGAUCAGGGGAGCCCAGUCACCUCAUUUUACUUAGUGAAGGACGGAGAAAUACAUCGUGACUUCAUCGAUCCAGACUCUGGCCGGCGACACAGAGUGGAGUUCGAAAUAAAGGCCAAGUCCAUCAACACAAUGAGCAUUUUGGGCGCCAAUCUUGCUCACAAUACCGUCAAAUGCAACAGCAACUCGUGCAAGAUAUACGAAAUGCCUCGCCAGCGGCUUCUGAAUAUUCUCAUUAACAAAGAGCCAGAAAUUAGUGUAGGCAUUGCCGAAUCGCUCUCGGGUCAUGUGCGGCAAGUUUCAAAAAAAUACCGUACCCCUCUACUAGAGCAGAAACAACAAAUCAUUCAAAGCAUGCCAGCGGUAAUGAUAGCAGCAGGGAUUGAAUCGUAUUACAGAAGCGCACUCAACGCGCAGGUAAACCGAGUUCUUACUGGGGUCAAGGCUGAUCUCUUCCCCAACAUGCACAUCCAGGUACCAAUGCGGGUAGCCUACAUCGCAGGAUUCAAAGGAUUAAGGGCAUACAUGGAUCGAUACAACGAGCUAGAAGAACCCGUCGAAUCCAUCCAGAAUAACGGCACAAGCAGGACUAUCACUGUAGAAAACGAAACUGAUACCACCAACCGCAAUUUUUGGAGACGGUUGGGCAUCACGAUAGCACCAGGUGUGAUCAUGACACCAUUGUCCAGUGUUUUAGAAGCAAGUAAUGCUGGGCAUAUGAACAAGGAGCCUAUGACAACUCGGUGGAUGCGGGGUAUCACAGCGAGGUGUGGAAGAGAAAUUCUUUUUGGGCUUGGCUUGAAUCAAAUGAGCGACUAUUUUCAGGAGCGGCUUCAUUUUGAUAACAGGCCGAUGCUGAGCAACAUGGUUGGGAGUUUGAUGGGCGGCGUGGUAAGCGGCUAUCUGAGCCACGUGCCACACAACAUGUCGACGUACAAGCUAUUAGAACCGCAUCGAUCGUAUCUCGAUUUAUACAGAAAUGUUUUUGUCGAACGGAGUGUCCCACCUUUCUUGGAACGAUAUUUGGCCCGUCAGGGUACUGGCGCUGCUGUUGAUGGUGGUGCUGCUACUAUUGUGACCUAUAGCAACAGCCAACAAGCUGUGCGCUUCAUGGCUGCUACAAUAUUUCCUAGAGGCCUGAUGGUGCGAACUGUACAAAUUGUUGGGUCGUUCAUCAUUCUGAAUGGGACGAUAAAUUAUUUUACCUUGUUACAGCAAUCGCAGUAAGGAAAGGAAAAUUUCAAAUUGUAAACCUUUUGGAUCGUUCUCUGAUGCUCAUCACGCACGAGAGCCUGCGUUUGUACUUGACAGAAGCCCCAAAGAAAGAAAAUACUUCGCAAUCGGUACUAAACGAUAGCAGGUUUUGAUAAGUUUAAAUGCGUUGAAGAUGGAGUUGCACUCUAAUUCUAUCCUUUAAUAGCUAAGAAAAGAUACGAAUUCCACAUUGGAUUUUUGCUUCAGGUGAGAAAGUCUUGUCGGAUACUACUAAAAAACAAAAUGAAAUAAACUCGAAUUAUGAAUAUGAUUGGAUUUUUACUUAUGAUGAUUCAAUAAUAAAUCUACAAUUGCAUACCCCAUGCACUUUGGCAAAGGGUUAUCGUAUUCCCCACCCAGAUCCGUAAAUCUUGUCAACACUUCCAUUUACCUCUCACUUUCAAUCAUUGAAUAGUGAAAAUGUUCGACAAGGCACUCAAGUGCAACCAUAAGAUCUUGAAUGGUUUUCGUCGCGAAUUCUUUGAUACUUUCUCCMAAACCCUUCAUCAUUGACUUGUUCCACUUUUGUGUUUUGCAUUCGAAAAAAAAAGAGCGAAGUCAACAUGAUUAUGGGAAUUGAUGCAUGCGUGAAGAGAGGCGGCGUUUUAUUCGCUCGAUCCACUUACUCAAUUUAAGUAUAAUUGAAAUAAUACUGUACACUCCGCUCUAUCGCAGCGGAUUAUCUUUCUUUUCAACACACGUCGCCCAUCUAUCUUUUAUCGGACUAGUCAUUUUAACUCAACAAAAAGGGACUAUUGUUGCUGGUUUGAUCGGCGCUAGGUCCCGAAUCCAUCAAGAAAUAGAGAUUCUCCUCGUCGAUGUUGAGGGUAUCUUCCACCUUAAAUGGCUCGAUACGGCACUCGAUAGGAAAUUCGAAAGGGCCAGUAUUGACCACCCUCAUGACGUUUGUCAAGAUUGGAUCCGGUAAUUCCAGAACGCAGAAAAAGGGCCGUGCUUUGCCGUCUUCCGUUGAUAUCUCCAUUACCUGCUUGACGUUGUUGGGACCCUCCAGAAUUUCGAUUCGGGCGUUGAUUGGAUUCUUCUCGCUGGUGAUCAAAAUCUGGACUCUCUGGAUAUUAGACUCUAACGGGACGACGUACGUCGCACCGUCACCCUGUACGGUUUUAGGGCGCGCCCUGUCCCAGAGUUGCUGCAGGGUGAACUUUGCAAGCUGGUUACCGUAGCCCUGGCCACUUCCAUCGAGGUGGUUGCCGUUCUGGUACAUAUCGGCUUCCACGCACGCCUUCAUGGGAAACUCACCCUCUCCAGAGUUUUUAACGGCAAUAGCCGUGUGGCCGUUGUAGGGUGUGGCAAUAAAGGCGCUCAGCGGCCGCGUAUCACCGUUUUCACUAUAGACAGAUAUUUUUUGUGGCGCGUUCUCUCCCUGCCAGAGCUCGAUAUCCGCUUUUAAAGGCCGCCCCUCCGUUUUGAGCAGGACCUGAACAGCCUCAAGGCGCUCCGAAUUAAAGUCCCAGGUUUUGAGUGACGCACCCUGGAUGGUUUGUGGAGCGUCAGUUUCCCAAAUGUUUUUCACCUCUACUGCGGGAGAGACGAUGGGAUCGGUUGCCAAUGUUAUGGCACCAGCUGGUGACUGUGGCACUGGAGUGGCAAUAUCUAUAACUCUGUCCUGCUCAUCUCGGAACGGAGUAAAAUCGUAAGGAUUUGCAAUGACUUCCGGCUCGGCAUACUGGGGGUACGCCAGGUCCGGAAGACCUUCCUCCAUGUAUAGUUCGGUUUGGUAGUCUUCCUCUGCCAACUGGUCCUGCCGUACCGGAAUGUCAAAGGAAGGCUCAGGAAUGACAUCGGAGGCAAAGGGGAAGGGUUGUUGUUGUUGUUGUUGCUGCUGCUGUUGUUGAUACGUUGUUGUGGGGUAAUUCUGUUCAACGUCCACACCGCUGUCCUCACCGUACCCACCUAAAUAGGAAAAGGAGUUGAGUACUACAGCUUGUUCGAACGAGGGACGGGGGCCGUCAAAGCAAUAUACGAUGCUUCGUUGCGGAUGUAUAAAGAAUGCUUCCGUGG